This is a messenger RNA of Moneuplotes crassus, 1130 nucleotides long. Lineage: Eukaryota; Ciliophora; Spirotrichea; Euplotida; Euplotidae. The record is from the annotation of a GenBank genome assembly.
AUAAUAUUAAGAACAAUUAUGCAUGACAAAACAGACUUAUGAAUAGGAUGCUUCAUAUCCUUAGUAUCAAGUGUAAUUGCUACACUUGGAUAUGCUGUACAGAAGAUGGGGCACAUGAAAGCCAUUGAUCGUAGAGCAAACUAUCUAAGAGAACCUUUGUGGAUAUUAGGAUUUGGCUUAAUCACAUGAUCCAUCCCCAUUUACUCCUUUUCCUUGGUCUUUGCCUCUCAGACUGCGAUGAGCAUGGUGCCUACUUUCUCAAUAUUAUUCGUAAUGUUCUGGUCCUGGCUUCUUCUGAAUGAAAAACUGACAAAAUAUGAAAUAUUUGCUACUCUUUUCCUCGGACCAGGAACUUUUAUAAUAAUUUUAAGUUGUAAUGUUGAAGACACAGAAAUUAAGUCAAAUGCUUUCCAUGAUUACAUAUUUUCGAAUCAGUCCUUACUAUUUCUGUCUAUUCUAGCUUCGCUCUUUAUCGUUGGAGGGGGCCUCUCGAUGCACAUCAUCAAAUCACAUGCAAAAAUGGAUAGAGAGAUUGAAAGAACUACAAGUGAAGAGUUGGAUGAUGAAACUCAAAGUAUUGCCAGCUCAAAUAUUUCUAUGGAAGAAGUUCUUAGUUAUCGAUGGAACUUGGUGCCCAUGCUGUACUUCCCAUGGUUUGCAGGUCUCUUUUGAUGCUUAUCUUCCACAAUGACUAAGUCUUGGUUCCUUCUUCUCCAGGAGAGACUUCUAACCCAUACAAACUUCUUCGGCAAAAUUGGUGAUGUGCAAGGGUUAGUGCUAUUAAUGAACAUUUUAUUCUUUACUUUCUUAAGUUUCUUCCUUCUGAAUAAGGCUUUAUACUAUUUUGAGCCUAUCUACGUGCUCCCUUUCGAGAAGGUUUCUCUUCUUAUCAAUAACCUACUCUGAGGAGGGAUUAUUCUUGACGAAUUUACAAAAAUAUCGACUAGGCAGAUUAUCGGAUUCGUCAUUGGUACCAUCCUGUGCAUCAUCGGUGUGUUUAUAUUCCUCAAAAAGAAAGAUAAGUCCAUUCAGAUGAAGGACUUCAUGAAAGAAGAAAUAAAUGAAUAUCAAAAAUGUAAAAUGACUGGGAAAGGAUCAUAAAAAUUAUCACUCUAAUAUUCUCUAUUUAA